AUGAAAGACAAAUCGCAGCCAGAAGGAGUAAUGGCUGAGGUUGUUAAAGGCUAUGUAAUAGUUCUGGAGUCACUUGUGAAGAAGCAGAAAAGGGCUGAGGACUGGGCUAUUGUCAGAGAGUAUGCAAAGGAAUAUGAGCAACAGGAGAAGGAGUUGAUCCAAUUGAAGCGCGAAGCUAGAUUGAAAGGUGGCUUUUAUGUGAACCCAAAAGCCAAACUUCUAUUCGUAAUUAGGAUCCGUGGGAAGAAAAAAUCCAUACUAAAGUAUUUUGUUAUAUUAAAUGUGUUUCUGUUUUGCCUUGUAAAGAUCUUCAAUGGCGUCUUCUUGAAAGUAAACAAGGCCACUGUGAACAUGCUGCACAGGGUUGAGCCUUACGUCAAUUACGGAUACCCCAACCUUAAGAGCGUCGAGGAGUUGAUUUACAAGCGUGGAUAUGGAAAAUUGAACAAGCAGAAAAUUGCUUUUACUGAUAAUUCCAUCAUCGAGCAGACGCUGGGCAAGUAUAGAAUAAUCUGCAUGGAGGAUUUGAUUCACGAGAUCAUGACUGUGGGGUUGUGUAUACCCAGCAAGAUCGGGAUCGAUCUAUGGUCAUGGCGAUAUGAGCUCAAGCCGCCGCACCGGAGAACACUCGAGGGGGCAAGGAUCUGA
Messenger RNA from Striga hermonthica, 648 nucleotides. The record is from the annotation of a GenBank genome assembly. Lineage: Eukaryota; Viridiplantae; Streptophyta; Magnoliopsida; Lamiales; Orobanchaceae.